Molecule: messenger RNA, 958 nt
Organism: Rhizophagus irregularis DAOM 181602=DAOM 197198
Lineage: Eukaryota; Fungi; Glomeromycota; Glomeromycetes; Glomerales; Glomeraceae
Source: RefSeq, a predicted model, not a curated record
GUCAGAGUACUGGGUAUCACAACAAAAGCAUUGGUGCCAAUAUUGCCGCAUUUAUAUUGCGGACAAUAAGCCCGAGCCGUACAAUGCAUGAACAAGGCAAAAAACAUAAAGAAAAUGUUGAAAAAUUUUUACGUAAUAUUCGUCGUAAAGAUCAUGAAAAUCGCAAAGAAGAAGAAAAAACUAGACGAGAAUUAGAAAGAAUUGAAAGGGCAGCAAUGAAACAAUAUAAAAAAGAUAUCAUACUUGAAGUUCCGGGAGCUUCAAUUGCUUCAUUAAAAUCUACUAGUAAUACAAAUGCUCCGCCCGUUAUAAGUUCAUUCAGUGAACAUGAUGUUAUAUAUGCAGGUUCAACGACAAAUUAUACCGAGUUAGCAGAAUUAAGUAAAAGUGGUAAAAGUGCUGAUGGGACUGAAGCUGUUAUAGGAGAGUGGAGACCCGUAACUCCCCCACCUGCUCCUCCACCUGCUCCUCCAGUAAACAAUGCAUUAGAGACCGAUCAAGGAAACAAUACAUCAACAUCUCAAGAAGCAAUUCUUCAAGACGAUGAGGAAGAUGAAGAUCCAGAUGAUUUGAGGAAUUUUAAAGUAGUCGAAAAAACAUUUCCAUUGGAUGAUCAAAUACCCGAAGACAUUUUAAAGGAUAAUGAUUCGGGUAAAGUUACUUUUAAGAAAAGAAAGCUUGCAAGCCAAUCUAAUACAAGAAAUAUUAGGAAAAAAAAAUGUUGAUUAUAGUGUAAUUUAUUAUUUACUAUUUACAUGAUUAACAAAAUUUAAUUAAAUUUUCAUAAUUUAAUUUUUUUUUAAGAUAAUAUAUUAAAUUUAAUAAAUCAUGAAAAGAAUCCCUUUAUUAUAGCAAGAACUUUCUUUUCAACAAAAGAAAGCAUCAUUUGAUCUGUGCUUGGGGGUAAAUUGAUGCUGACAAAGAAUUGUUUAUUAAACUUAGUAGCUAAACGAAAAAU